AUGAAGGGCCUCGACGAAGACUGGCCUACGGCCGUUCACCAGCGGGAAGUGCAAGGCAUGCGAAAUAGCGAUUUCAUAGCUCUGGUGCCGGUUCGGGCGACACAGUCGGCCUCAGUUCAACAACGACACGAACUCGAAGUACGGCGGCCUGCAAAACCGCCAGUAAACCUCUCCACUCUCCGACAUGAGUUAAAGCACCCGAAUAUAUCGGAGGAGGACAUGUUCAAGGAUGCUGUACAAGUGCGAAAACGACGAGUGGAGGAGUAUGACAAAGAACGAGAACGAAAUCGCCUUAAUGCGGCCCGACGGAUCAUCGAUGGCCAUAAAGAGCUGGUCGGAAUCUGUAUUCAGAUGUGCCCUCGAUGGGAUCGCCUACGCCGCGCCAACAAUAAAUCCGCUAUCAGCACAUACGAAGUAGACGAAAAUGGUUAUUUUGGUGAAACCCGAGCUGUCAAGUCCUGGCAUCGCCCUGCCGCCGGGGAUGCAGAGGACCUCCCUGAAGACCUCCGAACCGAAGAGACUUUGAUGAAGACGAUGGACUACCUUGUGCACGAUAUUGUCAACAAAUGGGCGUUCUCGAACUGUCAAAACUUUGUUUGGGAUAGGACAAGGUCGAUUCGCCAGGAUUGUUCGAUCCAGGGCUUGAACUCGGAUGCUGUGAUAGAAUGUUAUGAGAGGAUAGGACGCUUUCAUAUAUUUUCGUUGCAGCAACUGUCACAUAACGAGAAUUUCCAGCGAGGGCAGGAACUAGAGCAAUUGUCGAAAACAUUGAUUUCGUUAAACGAAUUAUACGAUGACCGGAGGCGAUUAAUCAAACAAGGGAAGAGGCAGUACAAUGCCGAGACUGACUUCGAAUCUGAAUUCCGGGCUUACACUCUUGUAUCAAAUCUUUACAACCCACUACAAAUCGCCAGAGCCCUUCAACUGCCACCUAGGUUACUCGAGACCCCAAUUUUUAGAAUCGCCCUUUUGCUGUUCAAAUAUGCCCAGAGGGCGAAUCACGAUGACAGAAAUUUGUUCGGAAAUACAUCAAAGUCAGGGACCACACUCAAUUGGUCCUCUCACUUCUUUGACCUGGUAUACGAUCCAUCGACACCAUAUCUCCUAGGCUGUCUAGCAGCCCUCGAAUUCAUGAAUGUCAAGAAAGGUGCUAUUAAGACCUUUGAAAGAGGUUUCCCACCUCAGAAGAAAGCUAGUCGUUUGACCCUUCUACAAAAUUUGGUGGACGCUUCGUCAGAGCAAGAUAUCAAAAGUGCGGUGGAGAGAUAUGGCUUAAAGACUUCUGAACAUGACGGGGCUGUCUUCAUGGUAUGUCCGCGGAAGAGCCAGCGAUCUACAUGGAUAGCACAACCCCCGCCGAUCACACCGCCAUUUCCCUUGACUGUUGAGAUCAAGAGAGGACAAGAUGCGAAUGGAGAAUUCGUUCCCGCUAAGUUUUUCAUCGAUGAACCAGGGUGCUAUCGCCGUGUGGUUAGCCAGCUGUGCGAGGAAGAAGUCGACAUUAAAUACAAUGACCCAGUGGCGCAAGAACCGGCAAGAGAUGGGCCGGCGCAUAUUGUGCAAUUUGCGUCUAGUUGGGAGUCGGUUGGAACCUUUGUGACUGACCCCCGGGAUGUGGUGGAUGAAGACUAUGCAGAGAGUGCCCUCUUUGACUUGAUAACCAAUACCAGGAAUGGCAGAGUUCCAGCGAACCGAGCCCAAGAUGUAGUCGCUUUAAUGGCGAAGAAGAAAAAGAAAUUCGGAAAGCAUACAUUUUCACAAGCCCCGGCUAGAACUGUGAAACAACCAGUACGACAACCGGCACAGCGCCAGCAAUCACCCUUCCAAGGAUUUACAAAAGCCGGGGUUACGAGUAAUAGCACAGCUCCAACCCCGCUACAUCAGCCCCCCAGCCAGUUCAAAGCUCCGGUGGCCCCGCCUGCCUUCCCAUCCCAAACAACGACACGGGAGUCGAGUCCUGCUGUUCAACCUCCUGUUGUAUCAGCAUUUGGUACUCGGCCCCCCGUAGUAUCUGCGUUUGGUGCUCCAGUUUCGGCAUUUGGCGGGCAGGCUCAACCCGUAUCUGCAUUUGGACCGAGACCAGCGGCCCUUCCUCCGCCUGCGUUUGGCACUGCAGUAUCAGAGAAACCUCCUGCAUUUGGUAAACCAGUUGGUACUUCAGCCCCCCUUCGAUUUGGCCAGAAGCUGCCUGAGAGCGCGGCGGCGCUAGCCCCGGCAUUUGGCCAGAAUCCAAAUACCGCAUCGUCAGGCACGCCACCUCCCCAGUCCGUGUUCCAAUCUGUUACAAACGCAUUCCACCCACCGGCGCCUCCGGUUUCCGCCUUUGCAUCACAGCAGCCAGCCCAACCAUUAGAUAAAAGUUCCGAAAAGCAGCCGGUGUCAGUAUUCAGCACUAAGCCUACGGCUCAUGUAGAUGCACCAGUCUUUGGCCUGAAGUCAGCAGAGAGUCCGUCAAAUAUUGAAGUAAAACCCACACCUGUAUCUUUGUUUAAUCAAAAACAAGCCGCUGUCCCUACAGGCCAACCUGGAUCACAAGGGCUAUUCGCGGACGCUAUCGCCAAAGGUUCGCCAUCAGCAUUUGCAGACACUUCCUCUCUCAACCCCGGGGCAUCGUCAUUUGUUCCAAGCCGGGCACCAGCCUUUAAACCUCCUGUAACUUCAGUGUUUGAUGCACCUAAGCCAACUCCAUCCCAAGAAUCUGGCCCGUCGAUAUUUGACUCGCAGCCGCCUAAAGAGCCUGUUGUAAGCUUCUUUCCGGCACCAGUACCAGAAGCAAAAACUGUUCCUCCAGUACAGCCAUCAGCGCCGUCUAUAUUUUCCACAACUCCGGCUAGAGAACCUCCCAAAUCGAUAUUCGACACAGCACCGCAGCAGCCCAUAUCCAGCUUCUUUCCUUCGAGUGCACCAGAAAUCGAAGCGUCAAAACUAGCUGUACCACAAUUCCCAGCUUUAACCAGCACACCUCAGGUUCCUCCGCCGCCGUCGUUCUUUCCACCCGCACUACCAACGACUACUCCGCAGGUUCCUCCCCCAGGAACAUCCAUUUUCGACCAAGCUCCACCUAAAAGCUCAAGUGUACUUGAGAACACCACUCAGACACCGUUUGUACCGAAACCUCUAGUGACUUCCGAACAAUCGACACCAAAGGAGCCGCUAACUUCAGAUCAGCCGCCAUCCCACACCUCCAAGCCCCUAAUACAGAUUAUCGAAGAUUUAGAUUCAACCGAGGAAGAAGUCCCACCGCCGAAAAGGGUGAGGCUGGCACCAUCAGGGCUUCCCAUCCCUGAGGAUGCCAAGGUACAAGACGAAAAUCUUCCAACUCCAACUGCAUUGACAUGGCGCGACGUAAUUAGGCCAAUCCCAGAUGAAUUCAUCCGAAAAUUUGAUGCGAAACGUGAUGCCGAACCUUGGUAUCCAGGAAUAGAUUCCCUGAGUAAAUUCCAAUAUACCGACAUCACGGAGCUCGCUAGUCUACGUCAGGAACUGAAGAACUCUGCGUGGCACCAGCUUCAAUUAUCGGAAUGUAAUCCUAAUGGGAUACCAGCACUUUUGGAGGCGAGCCCGCCGAAUACAUGGCAGCUGCAGAUUGUUUGUGCGGAUGAAAGGAAGAAAUCAUUGAAGUGGUUCAUGAAUAAAUUCGGGGGGUUAGUGAAGAGGGAUGGAGAGGAUACAUAUCAAGACGAGCAUGUGGCCAGUUCCCAUAUGAGAGGACAGGAUGGCAUGAUUGGGGGGGUUAUCUUCGGGUGCACGGCAACGAGUUCAAGCAGGGGAUGGAAGAAGAUACUGGCGCAUGACAAGGGUGUGCUACAUCGAACAGUUCAAAAUGCACUAAAGAAGCCUCCAGAAGGCAAGAUUCAGGUUCUGGUGCUUGCAUAUACAGGUGAAGGCGCAUCGAGGAAAGCGCAAAUAAAGAAUAUAAGAUCUGCUUUAGGCACGCUUGAACUCGAAAGAGGGGGUAAAGUCAAGAUAAAGGUUCUGGUAGUAGAAGAACUGGCAGAUUUAAAGAUGCUAGACAAGGUUGUGAAGGAGUUUGGCAUCGAGGCAAGAAAGGAACAAGAGGCGGCAGAGGCGGCAGAAGCGAGACAAGAAUUUGCGCUUUCUUCUAUUGUCAUCGACGAGCCGACUUCAUCUGUGCGCCGAAAACGAUCUUUAGACGCAUUGGACGAACUUCUAACGGCGCAACUACUAUUGAAGAGUGAAACCCCAAAUAAUGGGGACAAGAGUAGUUCUAAGAAUAAAAGUACUGUGAAGAGACGACGGUACACGGAUUUCAAAAAACCGCCAGCACAUAUCUACGGAUUGCCGACUGUCGAGGAUGAAUCUAAGAAAACGACGCUGCACGAAAAGAAGCUCAAGAAACGGAUAUCGAUAGAAGAAAUUACCGACUCGAAGAGAAGAAAGGUCAAGGCUGCGACUGACCAUGUCUCGAAGGCUCUUAAUUCUGUGUCAGCGAAGUUCGAUGCUUGGGCUCUGCCAGAUGGUGAUGAUGAUCUGUUGGCUGCAGAUUCUAUGUUGGAUAAGACUCCGCCUGGCCUUGGGGCUAUGCUGGAGGGUUUUUUCGGGCCGGUCGAAGAUUGGGAUGAUUUUAGUCUCGGAGGAAGGGACGACGUUGUAUUUUGA
This is a messenger RNA of Orbilia oligospora ATCC 24927, 4620 nucleotides long. RefSeq lists its product as uncharacterized. NCBI's taxonomy places the organism in Eukaryota, Fungi, Ascomycota, Orbiliomycetes, Orbiliales, Orbiliaceae. Gene Ontology annotation, biological process: mRNA export from nucleus. The coding region runs from base 1 to 4620 and encodes 1539 amino acids. The record is from RefSeq and is a predicted model, not a curated record. Gene Ontology annotation, cellular component: cytoplasm; nucleus; transcription export complex 2. The transcript has 4 exons.